AUGUUCAAAAAUUUCAAGAAGAAGGUUAAUAUAAAACCUGUCAAAAAUUUAUUUAAUGGUAAAAAUAAAGGCAAAACCGCUGAUAAAGACGAAAAUUGUAAUAACAUUUAUUACAAAAACUGUAAUCCUUAUUUGGAAUGUGACUUAUAUGAACCAAGUCCAAUAAGAAAUGUAAUCAACGACGUCAACUACAAUCACAAUGAAUCAAUCAAAUUUGAAGAAACAAAGUCAAAUAAUAAUAAUAUUGACAAUGAUGAUGAAUUUGAAGAAAUUGAAUUGACAACAAAAGUACCAAGUAAUUCAUUAGGUUUUAAAAAACAAACUUUAAAAUUAUUUAAAAAUUUAAGUAAAGAUAUAAGUGCUAAAUCUACAAAAUUAUUUAGAAUUAAAAAAGAUGAUAAAAAUAAAAAAAUCAUCAACAAUGACUUAAUCGGAAGUGAUGAUGAAGAUGAAGAUGAUACCAUCGACAAUCUCAUCAACAAUAUCAACAAAGCUUUUAAAUCUAUGGGUUGUGAAGAAUCAUUAGAAUUACUUUAUGUCGGUAGUGACAAUGAAGAUGAAGAUGAAGAUGCUUGUGAAGAAUUUGUUCAUGAAAAUAUUGUUGUUCAAGAUGAUGAAUUCAGCAAUUACUACAAUAGCAUGGACAACAAAUACAACAUCAGCAAAGAUGAUCACAACAAGUAUAAAUCAGAAUCUGAUAAAAAAGACAAAGAUGAAACAUUAGUUGUUAUGAAUCAUGAAGGAACUUUCUCCGCAAAUUCAGAAAAUGCCAAAUUCAAAGCAGUCGAAAAUUCAAAAUCAAAACCAGUGGAAACAUUAAAAUUAAAACCAAUGGUUGAAUUAAAACAAAAAAUUUUUGAUGAAGAGGAAAAUGAAAUCAUAGAGGAAUCUUCAAAAGAUUUCUUAAGAAAAGAAAAAGCUUGCAUCAAAAAAACUGCUACCGAUUGGUGGGAAAAUAAUGAAAUUGAUUCCCCUUUGACUUUGGACGAUUUAACCAAAGUUAAAAGAUGGGGAAAAUCUAAUGAUAGAAAUCUCGAUUGGAGAGAAAUUUCCUUGGUACAAACACAAGAAGUUUUAGUUGAAGAAGAAUUAUUACCAAAAAAACCAAUUCAGAAAUUGAAUAAUUAUUUAGAUUUUAGAAAAAGAUUAGAUAUUCCUUUAUGCAUUAAACCUAUGAAAUGGCAACCAAUUUUAGAAACUAUAUAUGAAGAAGUUGAAGAACCUCAAAAUGAAAAUUAUAAUUCUGAAAAUACAUCAAUAAAUUUAGAAGACAGAAUAAAAGAAUCGUUUAAUAAUUUAUUUAAAGGAAAAAAUACCAAUAUAUUUAAUGAAGAAAAAUGUCAACAAUAUUAUGAGGAAUUCGCUCAUUUAUGUAAAAAGAUUGUGACAAUUUUAGAAGAAGAUCAAGAAGAAGAAGAUUUAUCAUCAUGUUAUAACGAAACAGACAAAGAAGAUGAAAAUUAUUUGACAGAUGAUGAAAAAUCAAAUGAAGAUUACCAAUCUAAUUUUGAAGAAGAUGAAUCUUUAUUAUUAUCAGAAGAAGAAUAUUCAGAUUCAGAAAGAGAAACUUUUCUUUUCCAACCAGUGGAAAACGAUAUUAUCAAAGGUAUUGUCAUGAAAUGUCUUGACGAUGAAAUGAAUUUAGCUGAAUUAACAGAAAUUGAUGAUAAGAAAGAUGAUGAAGAAGAAUUGAAUUUGUUUUAUGAAUUAGAAUUUGAAAAAGUUUUGUUUGAAGAAGAUGAUGAAGAUGAUAUCAUUAAAGGUAUUGUCAUGAAAUACCUUGACGAAGAAACAGAACAUUCAUUUUUAAUGGUAAAAGGAAGAUCAAGCUUUGAUAAUAUGGUUGACGAUGAUGAUAAUAAAUAUGAUGAAGAUUUGAAAUUAUUCAUCAAAUUAGAGACUGAAAAAGUUUCUUUAGAUGAAUCAUCAUCAUCAGAUGAAGAUGAACAAUCAGGAUGUUGUGGUGAAAAUGUUUUGUUAGAAGAAGGAGACGAAGAUGAUGAAAAUAUUAAAUCAGCCGAUUCACUUCAGGUUAAAAGUGUUGUUUAUAAGCCUGGUGAUGAAAUUAUUAGAAAAAUCAUACAAAAUGAGUUGUUAGAAAAUAUGGAAGAUUUAAUGAAUUUCAAAACUCCUGUCAAUUUUGGGAAAUGA
This is a messenger RNA of Lodderomyces pseudojiufengensis, 2151 nucleotides long. RefSeq lists its product as uncharacterized. Bases 1 to 2151 code for a protein of 716 amino acids. The record is from RefSeq and is a predicted model, not a curated record. The transcript has a single exon. NCBI's taxonomy places the organism in Eukaryota, Fungi, Ascomycota, Pichiomycetes, Serinales, Debaryomycetaceae.